CUCGCUGCCACGAGCUCUGACGCACGCGCGCUUCCCCUCGAGUUCAACUUCCGGGGAUGACGCGAGUUUGGAGCGUAGACUGACUCGAGCCGACGGAGGUGUGAGAUGGAGGAGUUUCCGAUCGGAACGCUACAGGCUGUAUGUUUAGGUUCCAGCAUCGCAUUUUCUGGCCUCUUCUAUUACAUCUACAGAAAAAAAAUCAAAACCGUGGAUAAACUCGCCGAGGCUCCUCAGAUUGCUUUGAACAAGAACCUGGUAGAUCUUCUGAAUGCUACCCCAGGGAAGUGUUUGCAGUAUGUCGUUAUUGAAGGUACAGUUCAGCCUGUAGGGGAGCCGCUGAGUAGCCAGUUUCAGGAGGGAAGUGUGGGCGUAAUCCAGAAACUGGUUCUGCGAGAACACAAGCUGGUGUGGAACAGUCUCGCUCGCACCUGGACAGAUCGGGACCGUGUGUUGCAUAAGCGUGUCAGUGCUGUGCCCUUUAACCUGGUGGGUGAAGACAGGGCAAGCCUGCGUGUGCUCUGCCCCCUGGAGGCCACGGGUCCUGAGAUGGAGACUGUCCACGAGAAGUUCCACCAGGCUAGUUACGGUUUCACGGACCUCCUUGGUCAGUACCUGAGUGGCGAGAAGCCCAAAGGCCAGCUGGAGACGGAGGAGAUGCUGAAGGUGGGAGUGUCGGUGACCGCUGUGGGUGAACUCAUCCUGGACACAGACCGCCUGCUCAAGCUCCGCCCCCCAACCGACGGCUCCGAGUACUUCCUGAGCACGUCGGACUUUGAGAGCCUACGGCUGGAGCAGGAGGGGCAGGCGAACGGGUGGCGGGCGCUGGCGUGCGGGUGUGUGGCGGUGGGCGUGGCCAUACUGCUGUGGGUGGGGCUUCGCUACCACAGACGGCUCCUGGACCGGCGGGAGAGGGAGAGGAUGAGGAGGGAGUUAGAGCAGAUGUGGGCAGGAGGUGGGCAGGGGCCUGAGGAGAACACCUGUGUGAUCUGUCUGAGCAACCCAAGGGGGUGUGUGCUGCUGGACUGUGGUCAUGUGUGCUGCUGUUACAGCUGCUAUCAGGCUCUGCCUCAACCCAACUGUCCCAUGUGCAGGCAGAGGAUCCGCAGGGUGGUGGCCCUGUACCAAGCCUGAGACAUGAAGGCUCCUAGACGUUAAUCACACUAGGAUUAAAUAUGUCUGCACCUGUGUGCGAUGGCUUGUUGAAAACGUGUGCAGUGGGCUGUCUUGUCCUGCCAAGCCCACAGUGUUGACCAGAAACAGGAACUGCGGUAUGUACGUUCACGCUCGCGUGUAGAUUAAAAGCUAAGGUCAGUUUGUAUCACAGACAGUCCGUGACUUUGUACUGUUUCAGAAGAGUUGUAGUGUAGUGUCUUACAUGGGCAGCAUGGAUGAAUAUCUUAAGGUCCCACAUCAAACUAUAAAACUGCAAAAAUAGUUUGGUAAUGUGACUUUUUAAAAACAUCUUUAAACAUUAUUAAAUGUGUAAGUAGUUUCUGCUUACAGAAAUACUGAAAACAGGCCCAAACUUGGUGGUGUUGCUUACAGAAGACACGAUGACCCCCUCCUCUCCAUAGACUAUAUUUAAGAUUUGCUUUAAGCACAGGCGUUAUAAGCUACUGUUCACAGUUCUCAGUGUGUGUACUGGAGAUGUGCUCAGCAUGUAUGAUCAACAAGCCCUUCUUGCGUGCAGUAAGGUGUGUUCAGGGCUCAGAUGCAGGUAUUCCCUCACUUCAGUUCCUGCAGGGCCAGACUGUGGCACAGGUUUAGUACACAGGUGAGUGUUUUCCCUGUGCAUCUCUGCAGUGCACAACAACAGCGGCAGUCAUCUGGGUGUGUCAGAGGUCACAAAUCGAUCUGUGCAGUUACUUCGCCCUCCUGACAUGUAGUCAGAGUGCCCCCUGCUGCAUGGGCUCUCCCGGACAGACUUGGAGAUCAGAUGAGAAUUUUUCUCGUUAGAUCCUGAUGCACUGCACGUUUGCCACUGGGGGGCGACUGCGAGCACUGGUGAUGUGGAUGUGCAUGGAAACAUAUUUAUCAGUUUCUAGCACUGUGCCUUAAUUUGUGAAUAAACAUUUCUGUAAAGGGCAGUGGAAGAUGAGAGAACCUAUUUAAUAUUCUUACAGAACUUAGUUGUUUUGAGUUGAAAUGACCUCAUGGACUGGUGAUGAGUUUCAAGAUCUUGUGUUUGUUGUCUGUUAAUAAAGGCAUGCUGCUCUUAACCUGUGGUUUAUCUGCACUGUUUUAGCUGAUGCAUAGGACUAGCAUGAGCUGGCCUCCAUAAAACAAAUUCAGCCUUGGUCUUAAAAUUUAGUUUAAAGUCAAAAUAAACCCAGGCUGGAUUCUUGUUUAGCAUGUGAUGAAAAGCUAGUAUAAAAGGAAUGAAAGUUCAAAGUGCAUAGAUAUUUAAAAUGAUCAUCAGUGCAUUCCUCUUCCGAGGGUCACAUAUAUGCUUUAUAAAGUUUUAUACAAAGCUUUUAAAGAAUUUGUAUAGUUUAUAAUUUGACUGCAAUGUUGUAUUAGCUCACUCUAGAUCAGAGGAUCACCAGUAAUCUGCAGUCAUGUUCUGAGCUGAUCUGUAGUAGUGUAUAAAAGAAUUCGAGCUCUGGGGACCAAAUCAUUUCUAACACAUGAAAUACUGAAAGUCAACUGACAGUGUUUUGCCCUAACCCUUAACAGCAGAAAUAAGGAAAACUCCCUGAUAUCCUCUGCUUUGUGUGGUGUGUAUGAUCUUUUAUACAUCCUGAAGUCUUUCUUCAUAAUUUAAAAAUCGAUUUAGCUGUCGGACAGAAAAACUGGUGGUUUGGCUCUUUUCUAAGCUAUACUUAACGUGCGGUUCCUAAAAGAAUAGCACGCUAUAACCGCUAUUACAAUCGGCCACUAGGUGGCAGAAGAGCGUUAUUGUCGACCUGCGUUUAAAGGGGUUGGUCUGUGGCGUUCGUUCCUUCUAGUGGAAAAACUAGUGAACUGAGCGACUGCUGUUUACCCAGAAGCUCCUGGGCGGUUUGUAUCAAUUGAAGAUACUCUAUCCUUCCCCUGGGUAACUUUUCUCAGGGGACUUCAUAUUAGUGCGUGUGUAUGGGUUUGUGUUGCAGCUUUUAUGGGAAAUCCAUAGCGAAGUGUGUGUGUGUGCCCUUGUGUUGGCCACCUGCUGUCAAAGGUGAUUCAUAUUGAAUCUGAACUCUUAGCCAAACUUCAAUAGGGUUCCCACUGCCGGUGGACUCGGGGUGUAACACGACAAUCAGUAAUUCAGUAAUCAAUGUCCUACUGUGGCACUUCAGCCUGGAGAAGGAAGCAGAAUGAAUUUCUGGUGUUGUGGGGGGCAAGCGUGCUUCAUGCUACCUCACUCGUGUGCCAUGCGAGCAUCGCCAUGGUCCACACUGCAGGCUGUGCUCUGGACAGCUGGACUGUUUCUGGAUGUCUAUCAUUUUUGUUUCGUUUUUUCAGCGUCUUUCCACGAAGCUUUGUUCCAGACCUUUAAUAGCUAUUUCAGUUUUUAACUAGUUUUUUAUGCUGGCUUGCUGGUGUUUUUCCAAUUUCCCUCUUGUGCUGGUUAAUUCUAGUGUUUGAUGUAUUGUUGCACGUGUCCUGGACAGGGCUUGUAGUCUUUUCAGUGGAUAGCCCCUCAAAAUUGAAAAUAGCAUAACACGUCAUCAGUGUGGUGCUUUUCUGUGGUCUUCUCCUGCAUUGUACAGUCACACAGAAGCCAUGUGACGCGGAGUAGAUGAUGCCGCAGCAGGUACGUCACUCUCCAGUGGAGUGGCACUUUCCCGCACCUGGGUGAGGUGCCAGGCAAUGGCUCACGCUCGGAGUGCGGGGGAACGGAGUAGCAUCUGUUCUUAGCGGGCAUUGCGUACGCGUGGGAAGAGCUGCCUGCCUCUGAGCCGUGGGCAGCAACGACAGCUUCUAGAAAGUCAUCUUAGUAAUUGCCAAAUUUUGUGUGUGUGUGUGUGUGCGCGCACAUGUGUUAGACAAAGUGUGCUUAUCCACAUACAAGUUAAAUGCAAAUGAACGUCGGCAGCGCAAGACAGCGUGUGGGUAUACAGCCAAAAUGUGACUCAUUGAACAUUAUAAAGGCAAAGCAGCACAUAGCCUGUGCACUCGUUUGAACUGCACGUGAACGAUGGAGACAUGCAAAGUCAAAGCAGCCUGAGGGCGCGCUCACCUCAGCGCGAACACAUCAAAUUAAAGGCAAAUGGCUGAGGUCUUUUCUCACAACUAAACCGAGCUUUAAAUUAUGUGUUUGAAGACAGACCUAAUAUAUCCUCACAUCUUCCACCACCAGUUCUCUCCAUGAGAGAGUGAGAGAGACAGAGAGGGAGGGAGGGAGCAAGAGAGAGAGAGAGAAAUCUUUUGAAAACACACUUGGGGAAUUUGGCUUCCAGUCGAGUUACACCUGUCACAUGUCAGCAUGCCAGCUCCUGUUUGUUACUGAACAAGUCAUAAAGUCAUCCGAUGAACCACUGGUUACUCGGUCAGUACAGAUGUAUAAGGAGCAUGGCACUUAGGUAUCAUGCUUUCAUCCAUUUAGCCCACUCAGUUUAUCCGGCUCUCAUAAUGUCAACAUAAUUAAAUGACACUAAUUUGCACACCAUCCCUGUCUACUAACUUUCAGCACGUUCAGUGUCGUAGUACACAUCUGAGGCAAUUGUAUGAUCAGAAACCAAAGGUUUACUUGACAUUUACCUUAAGUUUACUUAAGGCCGAGUUUCCAUCUCUGAACAUUAUUGUAAAAUGGUUGGGACUGACUCAAUGACUACUACAAUGUAGUUUGUCCUAUUUUCAUAGUUCUGAAAUUAAAGAUUUAGGUAUUUGGCAUAUUAA
This is a messenger RNA of Electrophorus electricus (electric eel), 4821 nucleotides long. It is a transcript of the gene mul2, whose product is annotated as mitochondrial E3 ubiquitin protein ligase 2. NCBI's taxonomy places the organism in Eukaryota, Metazoa, Chordata, Actinopteri, Gymnotiformes, Gymnotidae. Gene Ontology annotation, molecular function: ubiquitin-protein transferase activity. Gene Ontology annotation, biological process: organelle organization; protein ubiquitination. The record is from RefSeq and is a predicted model, not a curated record.